Messenger RNA from Elaeis guineensis (African oil palm), 695 nucleotides. RefSeq names its product protein ELF4-LIKE 4. Lineage: Eukaryota; Viridiplantae; Streptophyta; Magnoliopsida; Arecales; Arecaceae. Gene Ontology annotation, biological process: positive regulation of circadian rhythm; entrainment of circadian clock. The record is from RefSeq and is a predicted model, not a curated record.
GCCUUGUUUUGACUCCCAAGCAAGGAGGAGGAGGAGGAAGAGGAGGAGUGGAUGGAGGGGGACACCUUCUCAGGCCUUGUCAAUGGUACCCAAGUGGACAACAAAGUUCUCCAGAAUUUCCAGAAGAGCUUUGUCCAGGUCCAGAGCAUCUUGGAUCAGAAUAGGCUGUUGAUCAAUGAGAUCAACCAGAACCAUGAGUCGAAAAUCCCCGACAACCUCAACCGGAAUGUCGGCCUGAUCCGAGAGCUCAACAACAACAUCCGGAGGGUCGUCGACCUUUACGCCGACCUCUCGAGCUCAUUUGCCAGGUCCAUGGAGUCCUCGGAGGGAGACUCAGCUGGCACUCUUAGGUCUGAUGGGAAGGCCGGCCAGAAGAGAAUUAGGCCCGGGUAGAGGCAAAGUGAGGCAGAGCCCCUUGUAUUUUUUCCUUAGAGGCACACAUAUAAUGGUGCUAGGAUUGGACCUUGAUAGCUUGGUAGAGAAAGAGAGAGAGAGAGUAGAGUCCAAUAAUAGGUGAUUUCUUGCAUUGUUGUAAUCCUAUCUAACUCUUCUUUUCUCUCUGCUCUCAUUGAAAUGAUGCUCUGCCUGUGUUCUGAAAUAGUCUAAUUUUCUUCUAGUGUUCUUGUGUCUGUCCUAUGGGCAUACCUUCGUUGGAAGUUCCCAUAAUAAUAGAGUGAGCAUUACAGCUUUUCUUA